CUUAUCCUCUUCUUCGAAUACUACUGCCCAACUCCUACAUUCUCAUACUUCCCGCAUCAGAGCAGAACAGAACAGAACAUGGAUCCCCAGAAGCAACUGGUCAUCAAGCUGACCUCCUUUCGAUACAAGAAAGAAGGUAUCUCCUGGAAGGAGUUCCAUGAAUACGGCGCCAGACAACAUGCACCCAAGGCUGCCCGUAUUCAGGAGAGACACGGCGCCUACAAGAUCACACACGUAUACACUCCACCAAUCACCAAGAGCCUUAUCACCGAGAAACUUCCCUGGGCUCUCCGUCCCGGCUGGAAACUCGACGACCACGACGUUUCGAUCUCGAUGUACGUGCCUAAUCCCGAGACACUGCAGGCAAUUAUCGCGGACCCAGAGUUUCAGAGUCUCGUCGCGGGGGAGGACCAUAUCCUGGAUCAGGAGCGGGCCACGGUGACCGCCGGCUGGGAGGAGGUGUUUCUUGACGAGGGUAAGAUUGUGGAUAUCGAGCGCGAGAGUUGGGAGGCUUUUACCGCUAUGGGUCAGGACAGUGGGAAGACGUCUGCUCCUGAGGAUGUUCGUAUCUAGAACGGGUAUUGCUGUUGCUGAGCUAUAGAUGUAGUCAUGUAUAAACCCCUUCAUUGCUCUCCAUAAUAUAUCGAUG
This is a messenger RNA of Aspergillus piperis CBS 112811, 649 nucleotides long. Its product is annotated as EthD domain-containing protein. Gene Ontology annotation, molecular function: oxidoreductase activity. Bases 79 to 573 code for a protein of 164 amino acids. NCBI's taxonomy places the organism in Eukaryota, Fungi, Ascomycota, Eurotiomycetes, Eurotiales, Aspergillaceae. The transcript is spliced from 2 exons. The record is from RefSeq and is a predicted model, not a curated record.